AUGCAGGCUCCCGUCGUCCCCUCAAACACCCUCUCGGCCCGCGAGAAGCGAAUGGCCCGAAUCCGCGGUGACAUUCACCCCCUCGCCCCCCACAAGACGCACCGCGCCGAUGCCCAGGUCGACGAUAGCUUCCUGACGAACAAGAAGGACAAGCGCACGAUGAAGCACAGUGCCUUCGUCAGCAAGAUCCACAAGGCCAACAAGACGCCCCUCAAGCGUCGCCGCCCCUCCAAGAAGCUCGUCACCACAAUGGAGUCCCUCGUCGACGCCCUCCCUGACCUCGACGAGUCGUCGCAGAGCCUCGAGCAGCUGCGCGAGGGCAAAGUGCGUCACAAGAGUCUCAAGAGCAGACCCGGCGCCCUGAAGAGGAAGGAGAAGGUCGUCAAGGGCGAGAUGCAGAGGUUCGGAGCUAGCAUGGCUGCCUUGGCCGCCGUUCCCGGUGCUCCCGCGCCCGCUUCUGCGUCUGCCGAGGGCGGUAAUGCCGCCAUGGCCGAUGUCGGGAGUGCGGGUGCGGCGGCGGAUGCCUCGAGCGCGACGGCGAACCGGUGGGCUGCGUUGCGGAAACACAUUUCAAACACCAUGGAGCAGAACCCCAUGUUCAGCAAGUAA
Colletotrichum truncatum is the source of this 609-nucleotide messenger RNA. RefSeq lists its product as uncharacterized. NCBI's taxonomy places the organism in Eukaryota, Fungi, Ascomycota, Sordariomycetes, Glomerellales, Glomerellaceae. Gene Ontology annotation, biological process: maturation of SSU-rRNA from tricistronic rRNA transcript (SSU-rRNA, 5.8S rRNA, LSU-rRNA). The record is from RefSeq and is a predicted model, not a curated record. Gene Ontology annotation, cellular component: preribosome, small subunit precursor; 90S preribosome; nucleolus.